Messenger RNA from Cherax quadricarinatus, 1294 nucleotides. RefSeq names its product KRR1 small subunit processome component homolog dbe (gene dbe). Gene Ontology annotation, molecular function: RNA binding. The record is from RefSeq and is a predicted model, not a curated record. Gene Ontology annotation, cellular component: nucleolus; small-subunit processome. Lineage: Eukaryota; Metazoa; Arthropoda; Malacostraca; Decapoda; Parastacidae.
UCAAUCAUACAUGCUUCUAAAUAUUUUUUAUAAAGUUUUAGAAAAAUACAUAUUAUUAUAAUCUGCCCCACAAUUUUUUACAAAAAAAAAAAAAAAUAAACAAAUAUCGCCAGUGUUGACGGAAAGUCUUCAGAAAAGAUCGCGACAGCAAGUUUUUAGGUGAGAUCCCAACAAUGUCAGAUAAUGAAAGUGAGGAGGAAGAAGUGCCAAAAGGACCUGUGGAAAAUGCCUGGGCCAUUAAAAUACCAGAAUUUAAAAAAGGGGAGAUGAAAAGUCACCUACUAGAAGAAAGUUCAUUCUCCGUACUUUUCCCAAAAUACCGAGAGAAAUACCUCAAGGAGUGUUGGCCUUUGCUUGUAAAAACACUAACUGAAUAUGGAAUUAAAACUGAGCUCGAUCUUAUAGAAGGAAAAAUGACUGUAUUCACAACAAGGAAGACUUGGGAUCCGUAUAUAAUUUUAAAGGCUCGUGAUAUCAUUGUACUUCUAGGAAGAUCAGUCCCUAUUGAACAAGUAAUUAAGGUUCUUAAAGAUGAUGUUACGCAUGAAAUCAUAAAGAUUCGCAACAUGGUUCGUAAUAAAGACAGAUUUGUCAAACGAAGACAAAGGUUAAUUGGUGCGAAUGGCACUACACUGAAAGCCCUCGAGUUACUGACAAGCUGUUAUGUGCUUAUUCAAGGUGGAACAGUUGCUGCCAUUGGGCCUCACAAAGGAGUUCAGCAGGUGGUUCGUGUAGUAACUGACACAAUGAGGAACAUUCAUCCUGUGUAUCUGCUUAAGGCUCUCAUGAUCAAAAGGCACUUGGUACAAGACCCAAAUCUUAAGCAUGAAGAUUGGUCGAAGUUUAUACCCAAAUUUACACCCAAGAAUGUACCUAGGAAGAAACCAAAAGUGAGGAAACUGAAGAAACCCUAUACUCCGUUUCCACCAGAUCCUACAGAAAGGAAAAUUGACAAACAAAUGGCAGAAGGCAAGUUUUUCAUUGAAAAGAGUGAAAGAAAGUGGUCCAAGAAAAGAAAGCCCACAGAAGAAGAGAAGAAAGAGAGUACUGAUAGGCAGAGGGAAAAAAGAGCUAAAGCAUUUAUAGUACCUGAAGAGCCCAAGUACAAGCCCAAUGUCCCUGAAGUUAACUCUCAAGUUGAUAUAAAAUCACUCAAAAUGAAAGUAAAAAAUAGUAAAAAGAAAUGAAUGGUAUUUUUUGUUGUGCAUAUACUUUAUUAAUUAAUUCUGUGUUGUGGAAAUAACUAAGAUUGUUCCUCUAUGUGAUGUUUGAAUAAAAGUUUUAUACAAGCUAA